AUGGCCGAAAAUGUCCCUCCAGGCGCUGCCACCAAGGCUGCGGCGAUUACUGACCGACCUGGACUCCCAUACUACGAGAAACUACGACGAGACCUGCGAGAUACAAUCCAGAAAAAGCGCCUUCUUGACCGCAACAUGGCUGCUAUAGAAGACCAGAUAUAUCGUCAGGAGACUGCAUACCUUGAAGAAACCUCGGUGGCGGGAAACAUUGUGAAAGGCUUCGAUAACUACAUCAAGGCAUCCGCCGUCUCGUCCUCGGCCAAUUCCGCAGGAGGUACAGUUUCUGGAAGCGCAGUUGGUGGCGGAGUUGGAGCAGGACGUCGAAAAGCUGUUGUGAACGAUUCCGAUCGCAUAUUCUCCCGGAGCUCGGUGUCAUAUUUGAGAGACUCGGAUUCGCCCAGCAGUGCCACCAGUACGCCGAAUCACGCCGGAACGCCAACGGGCAGUUUCACUGCCGAGCGAGGAGCAGACAAGAAGAAAAAGAAGAGCAUUGCAGCGAACGAUGACGAGACAGAGGGAAGGGCAAACAAACGGCAGAAGAUCUCAUUUGGAAACUCUAGAAAAGCACACGACGAUUGA
This is a messenger RNA of Capronia epimyces CBS 606.96, 579 nucleotides long. RefSeq lists its product as uncharacterized. Gene Ontology annotation, cellular component: NuA4 histone acetyltransferase complex. The transcript is spliced from 2 exons. Lineage: Eukaryota; Fungi; Ascomycota; Eurotiomycetes; Chaetothyriales; Herpotrichiellaceae. The coding region runs from base 1 to 579 and encodes 192 amino acids. The record is from RefSeq and is a predicted model, not a curated record.